Molecule: messenger RNA, 2165 nt
Organism: Alosa sapidissima (American shad)
Lineage: Eukaryota; Metazoa; Chordata; Actinopteri; Clupeiformes; Clupeidae
Gene: tsen2
Product: TSEN2 tRNA splicing endonuclease subunit
Exons: 11
Coding region: 402-1832 (476 amino acids)
Biological process (GO): tRNA-type intron splice site recognition and cleavage; tRNA splicing, via endonucleolytic cleavage and ligation
Cellular component (GO): tRNA-intron endonuclease complex
Molecular function (GO): tRNA-intron lyase activity; nucleic acid binding
Source: RefSeq, a predicted model, not a curated record
CUCUUUGCACUCCACGGGAAAGAAUAGCGGUAACACACACGGUGACACGCUUGAAAUUUGUUGACUCGCACAAGUCUGUUUCCAGCUGUGGGAAUACACACACGCAUGCAGUUUUACUGAUAGGCUACUGUAAUGUAAGUCUAGGCAAGUGUACAUUUGUACCUAUACUUUUGUUUUUAUUGUUCGGUUCGUUUGCAGUCCUGCUAGUUAGCCUACUUCUCAUUAGCUUACUAGCCUAACCCGUAGGCACAUUUUCGUUUGCUGUCAGUUCCUGGGUGAAUGAUUGUCGUGCAUCACGAUCAACUAAUCGGCAUGGAGAUGCACCAUUGACUGCAAAUCUUUAACCAUUAUAAUUGCUCAAUAAUCCCAAAGAGGUCGUUGCAGAGCUUCGUGGCGCUUUGAUGGAAGCUGUUUUUCAAGCUCCCAAACGACGUGCAAGAGUUUAUGAAGUUUAUGAGGCGCCUCUGCCUGUAUUAACAUUCGAUCAGGAUGCGGCACACCGGCAUCAUCUUGUAUUCAAAGCCGAACUUAUCAAUAAUCACGUAAUUGUGAGGCAUCCAGACUAUAUACAAUCCCUGUACAGUAAGGGCUACUUUGGCAAGGGCAUUUUGUCUAGAAGCAGACCAGAACAUAGCCUGUCUGAGCGGUGGAAAAAUCAUGGUGACCUCUAUCUCCCCAUCAUCUCCCACUCCAGGUAUCAAACACAGGUGCAAUUGGCACAGGAGGCUUUGCAGGCUCAAGGUUUGGAAGAGGAGGUUGUCGAUCAGACCCUUGAAAGGUUAUCCCAGCCUGUGGAAUUCCUUGUAACAGAAAGUGGUAAGGAUCAGGAAAAUGGACAUGCAGAGACCCCUCUCAGCCCUCAUGGACAGGAAAACGCAGAGUCAUACUUGGACACAACUGUACAUUUCCUUGAUUCUUCAUCAAAGGCACCUUCUGGAAAUGAACGUCUCAGCGAUGCAUAUGAAGGUGCAGGUGAAAACCCUCCUGAGGCUAAGAGGCCUCGACGGCAAGGGAACCCUGUGCACGACCCCUUAGCCAGUCUGUACCCAGAGGAGCCCAAGCAGCUAGACCAGAAGACCUUGUCCCAAAUCAGGUGUCUGAGGCACGACGACUGGAUCGUCCACUGUGGCUGUCGGCUGCGGGACAGUCAGCUGGAGGCUGCGACCCAGAACAAAGCUGGCGUUCAGGGUGUUGAGUAUGUUCUUGUCGAGGAGCAGGAUGACAAUGAGGAGUCCACAUCAAGCCUGAGAAAUGUAAAUACACGUGCCAAUGGCACAGGGAAAUUAGUGUGCCGAAUUAACCCCUUCAGGAUUACUGAAUACCUACAGCUGAGUUUGGAGGAGGCAUUCUUCCUGGUCUAUGCUUUGGGCUGCUUGUCGAUUUAUGACCAUGAGGAACCACUGUCAAUUGUCCAGAUGUGGGAAAUGUUUCGUUCGAUGCAGCCUAACUUUGAGACCACCUAUGUGGCUUACCAUUAUUUUCGCUCCAAAGGAUGGAUUCCUAAGACAGGAGUGAAAUACGGUUCUGAUUUCAUGCUCUACCGGAAAGGACCACCUUUUUAUCAUGCCAGCUACUCAGUGGUGGUGGAGAGGGUAGAUGAGUCCUUUAAGGGGGCAACACUGCGACCUUUCAGCUGGCGCUCACUGGCAGCCCUUAGCAGGAUCACUGGUAAUGUCUCUAAGGAGCUGAUGUUUUGCUAUGUUGUUAUUCCGUUGAACAUGGCUGAAGAGAUGCUUUGCUCUCCAGAAUGCAUCAAGAAGAUUAAAGUGCAGGAGAUUAUUUUGAGCAGAUGGAUAUCCUCACGAGAGCGCACCGACCAAGAUGAAAUCUAGACAUAUAGAUGUGGACUGAAUUACUACUGUCACUGUUACAAAGGCGGUCAGAACAAAUCAACAGCUGUGGAGCAGCUCCUCUACAAGAGUUGAGACACGGCCAAAGUCCACAUGGACGUUAGAAGAAAUGUUGCAACUUUCUGUCAGUUGAGUGGACUUUAUUUGCUUUAAUCAUUCUUUUGCCAAUGAACAUUUGUUGCAGCUGUUUUAAGAAUCUGGAAGUCCGAUUUUCCGUUAAUUGUUUGGAGACCAAUUGUUGUUGGAAUACUCUGCUAAACAGUCACUUGAGAUGUACAAUCCUUUUCUCCUGAAUAAAUGUACAAACGUCAUCUA